Messenger RNA from Plectropomus leopardus (leopard coralgrouper), 3285 nucleotides. RefSeq names its product anoctamin 5b (gene ano5b). Gene Ontology annotation, cellular component: plasma membrane. Gene Ontology annotation, biological process: chloride transmembrane transport. The record is from RefSeq and is a predicted model, not a curated record. NCBI's taxonomy places the organism in Eukaryota, Metazoa, Chordata, Actinopteri, Perciformes, Serranidae. Gene Ontology annotation, molecular function: protein dimerization activity; chloride channel activity.
UAGCGCCAGAGAGCCCAGCAGGGUACAGUUACAGUGCGGAUCGGACAUAAUGCUAAAAAAAAAAUGUGAUCCAUUUUCCGUCCAUUAAUCUGAAUCGGACUCAUUGAUUUCAGAGAGCGAUCAGCCGAUGCCUGUAUGGUGGAGUCUUCAUUCACGCGACCGGAUCAAAGCGGCAUCCUCUCACUGCCCUGCCACACUUUCCUCAGGAGGUGAAGCCUUUACAAUAACACCGCGAUGAGACGAAUAACGGGAAAGGCGAAGGAUGAAACUUUGAUCGAGCUGCAGAGCGCGACGGAUUCACAGACUGCAGAUGAAAAUGGUGGAAGUGGUCUCAAUUCAUUAUCUGAAACAGCAACACUGCCUGGACAUACAGAGACCGACAAGCUACAACCAAACAAAGACACCGUGUUCUUCAGGGACGGAGUUCGGAGGAUAGACUUUGUGUUAUCUUAUGUAGAUGACAAAGAUGGAGAAAAGAAACAGGAGAGGAGGAGGGAGUUUGAGGCCAACCUUGAGAAAGCCGGACUGCAGCUGGAGACAGAGGACAAAUCAGACUCUAAAGACCAAAAAACAUAUUUCUUGAAGAUCCAUGCCCCGUGGGAUGUACUGGCCACUUAUGCGGAUGUGUUAAAGAUCAAAGUUCCCUUCAAGCCGAGUGAUAUCCCCCACGGUCAGGACGUCCCACUGGAGUGGCUCUCGCAUCCUUUCCGCCUGCCAGAGCACGUCAUGCACCCACAACCUGACUACUUUACACACGCCUUCGACAAAAACAAGACUGACUUUUUUCUCAUCACUGACAAGGACACCUUCUUCCCGCCUUCCACAAGAAACAGGAUUGUGUUCUAUAUCCUGGCUCGUUGUCCGUACUACAAAGAGGGACAGAAAGAAAAAGACAAGACGGGAAUCAAGAGACUACUCAGCAAUGGGACGUACACAGCAGCCUUUCCACUACAUGAUUGUCGAUACUGGAAAAGGGCAAGAAAUGCUGAGUGUGAGAGUGAACGCUACAACUUGUACAAACACUGGGCCCGUUUUCUCUGCUUUUACAAAGAGCAGCCUCUCAACCUCAUCAAGAAGUACUACGGGGAGAAGAUUGGGAUCUACUUUGCCUGGUUGGGCUUCUACACAGAGAUGCUGUUCUUUGCAGCCGUCAUGGGCCUCAUAUGUUUCACCUAUGGAGUGCUCAGUUAUGAUGACAAUGUGUCGAGCAAAGAAAUAUGUAAUGCAGAUAUUGGAGGCACUAUUGUGAUGUGUCCACUUUGCGACAAAAAGUGCCCUUUCUGGAAACUCAACUCUACGUGUCUCUCAUCCUGGCAAUCCCAUCUGUUUGAUAAUGAGGGAACCGUCUUCUUUGCCAUAUUUAUGGGGAUUUGGGUAACUCUAUUUUUGGAGUUUUGGAAGAGACGCCAAGCCCGGCUGGAGUACGAGUGGGACUUGGUUGACUUCGAGGAGGAACAGCAACAGCUUCAAAUCCGACCUGAGUUUGAGAUCCGCUGCACUAACAGGAGACUCAACAAGAUCACCCAGGAAAUGGAGCCAUAUCUCCCCAUCACCAGCAAGUGUGCUCGCUUCUGCCUGUCGGGUGCCACCGUUUUAUUCUGGAUUUGUCUGAUCAUCGCCUGUAUUACUGGAGUCAUAGCGUACAGACUGGCCGUGUAUGCUGCCUUUGCAAGUAUCAUUAAAGACCCUAUGAGGAAGAUCCAGGUGGUGGGCAGGUUCAUCACUCCACAGCUGGCCACCUCUGUCACUGCCUCCUGCAUCAACUUUGUCAUCAUCAUGAUCCUCAACUUCUUCUAUGAGAGGGUGGCCGUUUGGAUCACUGAUAUGGAAAUCCCAAAGACUCACCUCGAGUACGAGAACAGGUUGACCAUGAAGAUGUUUCUCUUCCAGUUUGUCAACUAUUACUCAUCGUGCUUCUAUGUGGCCUUCUUCAAGGGCAAAUUUGUGGGUCAUCCUGGCAAGUACACGUACAUGUUUGGCAAUUCCAGCACACUGAGGAAUGAGGAGUGUGAUCCUGGAGGCUGUCUGAUUGAGCUGACCACACAGCUGGUGAUUGUUAUGGCAGGAAAACAACUCUGGGGGAACAUUCAGGAAGCUCUGCUGCCGUUGAUGCGUAACUGGUGGAGUGGCAGAAAAGGACGGCACCAUCCUGAGAACCAUUACAGCCGCUGGGAGCAGGACCAUGUCCUGCUGAACUUCAGCCAGCUGGGAUUGUUUUAUGAGUACCUGGAGAUGGUGGUCCAGUUUGGUUUCAUCACUUUGUUUGUGGCCUCUUUCCCCUUGGCUCCGCUCCUGGCUCUGUUCAACAACAUCCUGGAAAUCAGGGUGGACGCUUGGAAAUUCACCACCCAGUUUAGACGUCCCGUGGCGUCCAAGGCCCGAAACAUCGGAGCGUGGCAGGAAAUCCUCAACACAGUGGCCAUUUUGUCUGUUGUCACCAACGCUUUCAUAAUGGCGUUCACCUCAGACAUGAUCCCCCGUCUGGUCUUCCUGUAUGCCUACGGUGAAGAUAAAAGCAUGAGAGGCUACGUCAACAACAGCCUGUCAGUGUACAAAAUCUCUCAGAUAUUUGAGCACAACAUGCCCGAGGAACGAGCCAACUGGUUUGAAAACUCGACGACCACCUGCAGAUAUCGUGACUACCGCUACCCUCCAGGCCAUGAGAAGGAGUACACUCACACCAUGCAAUUCUGGCACAUCCUGGCAGCCAAAAUGGCCUUCAUCAUCAUCAUGGAACAUGUGGUCUUUGUGGUGAAGUUCUUUGUGGCGUGGAUGAUCCCAGACGUCCCAUCAGAUGUGAAGGCUCGGAUUAAACGAGAACGCUACCUGAUUCAGGAGUACCUGCAUAACUACGAGGUAGAGAAGCUCAAACUCCAGCUGAGUGCCACUUUCGUCACAGAUCCACAGUCAGAGAUGUCCUUGAUGAUGGACAAGCAUGAGGUGUUGUCUGAGUGCCUGUAGCCUCCUGCUUCACACCUCACAGCUGACCAAACCAAGGCGGGACAUGUCUGGAGUUUUCUCCUCUCUGAGAACAUCCAUACACAAGGGCUUCUGUCUUUUGGGAGAAAAAAAUGCUGUCUUGUUUUCUUACUAAAUGGACUACUAUAUUAGGAUCUGUAUGGAGGCAUCAAAAAAAAAAAAAACUCACCUUGUCACUUUGCUUAAAGGAGCUUUAUGUGACGUUCAGAGCAUUAAGGCAGCAGCAAACAACUGUUAGCUAUGUAAAGAUAUAGUGGAGUAAUGGCAGUAAAGACACACUGCCUCUGUGUGUGUGUGUGUGUGAGU